This is a messenger RNA of Phodopus roborovskii (desert hamster), 4671 nucleotides long. RefSeq names its product nucleolar pre-ribosomal-associated protein 1-like. Gene Ontology annotation, biological process: maturation of LSU-rRNA from tricistronic rRNA transcript (SSU-rRNA, 5.8S rRNA, LSU-rRNA); maturation of 5.8S rRNA from tricistronic rRNA transcript (SSU-rRNA, 5.8S rRNA, LSU-rRNA). Gene Ontology annotation, cellular component: nucleolus. NCBI's taxonomy places the organism in Eukaryota, Metazoa, Chordata, Mammalia, Rodentia, Cricetidae. The record is from RefSeq and is a predicted model, not a curated record.
AUGUUGUUUAGUAAAAAAGGAUUCAUACCACUGAAAACACUUUACAGACUAAUAAUGAGAAUUCUUUGGGACACCGGUGUGUUCGAACACACGUGGAAAGAGCUGGAGCUGUGGCUGGAGCACCUGGACAGCACUGCAGAUGAGCACAAGGAAACCAUCAUUCAGUUCCAGGAGCAUAUUGUACUGACACUGGUGGUGAGCCCUUCCUCAUACACGGACAAAGCUUCUGAGUUUGUUCAGGAAGCCAGCACUGUGCAGGCCACUGUGGGGAAGCAAGACACAGAUGAUGUCAGCAUUCCCAUCUCCCACAUCGAUGAUGUGCUGGACAUGGUAGAUGUCCUGGUGGAAGGCAGCGAGGGCCUGGAUGAGGACAUCGGGUUAAAUGAAGACAUGGUUCUGCUCACCUUCCCCUUCAGUGCUCUGGUCCCUGCAGCUCUGGAAGCCAGGAAUAAGCUUCUCCUUGGGACAGAAAGUAAAGCAGGGGAAAGCAUCCUGGCAUAUCUGAUUACCGUGCUGACUGACCUCCUCCAUACCCAGAGAGACCCCCUAGCUCUGUGUCUUCUGCUCCAGUCUUAUGACAAGUUUCAGCCUGCCAGCUUUCUCUGCUGUCAUCAGCUUGCCAGGUUUCACAGAUACACAUACAGCCUGUGGAUCCCUGAGCAGGCUCAGGAGGUCUUGCCACUGCAGGUGCCCAGCAGCUCUGUACCCCAUGUUUCCCCGUCAUCAUCUCGCUUCUUCACCUUGCUGCAAACACCAUCGUAUGAGAGCUGCACUCUUGGGGACAGGAGCAUUCAGACACAUCUGCUAGCUGCUGUCCGGCGUCUAACUCUGCAGCAGGUGCUGCGCGCAGCCACACAGGUGCUGCUGUAUCUCAAGAGCACUGUGGAAAACUUCAACCAGCUGGACAAAAGUGUGGGCCCAACCCUCCUGCAGCUCCUCCUGGAUCUUCUUAAGCACCUGGUUGUCCACGCAGAACAGCUGGAUGCCCAGAACCAGCAGAAAGUGGAGGCCGCCGGUGCAGAGUCUGAUCUGUUUUUGGACAUGGAGUCUGUUGCUUCACUCAAGUUGGCUGCUGACAAGACAAUAGAGGAGUUGCUGGUGGCCGUCCUUAAACAUCCCACACUGGAGAGUUGGUUUCUAGCCCUGGAACGGAAAGCCUUGCCUCCACACACGCUCAGCCCCACCCUUGCGAAGCUCCUAGCAGCCCGCUUGAGUGCAGGUGUCCUUCAGCUGCUGGUGACAUGCUCCCCAAUUCUCCAUAAACUGGGUCAGUUGGGCCUCCUGGCAAAGUACUCAGAAGCCGUCACCCAAAGUGUGUUGAGAGAGCUGUGCACCAGGACUGUGAGUUCUUCGACAGCACCCAAGACCCUGCCUCAGCUGGAGGCCCUGCGGGAGCUGCAUCCCUACAUGGAAAGUGUCCAGAUCCGAGAGGUCACCCUGGCCCUGCUGGGACUGCCAGAGGCCCAGUUGCUGACCCAGCAAGCCCCACAGUCCCCAGGGAAGGAGAGACAACUGAGCAGUCUGGGGAAGACCCUGGUAGAACAGUUGACAAGCAGCCCCCAUGAUAGGCUGCAGAGCAGUGAGCUCCUCUGAUGGGCCGAGUAUGUCCGAGGCCUGGGGGCUCUGCUCCCCUCUCUGGCCGAGCAUGAGCUGGACACUGUAUUUCUUCAGACUCUGCAGAGAGACCCUGUGCUGGCCACUGUGGUCCCAACUGAUGUCCUUGAGUACUGCCUGGUCCGACGGACAAAGGCAUCCCUGGGUAUUGCCAGCCUGCUUUUGCAACACAGCAGCACCCACCUACUGAAGUUUGAGCUGUGGUGUGGGCAGCCUGGUGUGGGGCUCUUGCAGGAGCACCUGGAUGACUUCCUCCUGCUUAUCCAUGUAUAUCUCCAGCACAGGACUCAAGGAGGCUUCACGAGGCCAGCAGGAGUGCGCUCUGCUGUCACUCCUGUCUUGAAGGCGCUAUGGAGGUAAGUGUGACACAGGCUUGUUCAUGUUGAUGGUCUCUGCAAACAUGAGCCACAUCUGGAGGCGAUGGCCCAGCUCAUUCCAUUUGCAAGAACCAAAGACCUGCAUGCUGUCAUGGACCAUUUACCCACCUUGCUUCCAACUCUGCAUAGUCACAAGAGUUGGAUCGUGGCUGACUAUGUCUCAGCAGCCUUGGCAGAGUCCGCAGAAGAGCUGGGUGCCUGGAGGAAGACCCUCCUGGGGUCCUGUGUGCAGUGGCUGGUUGUGUCCUUCAGUGCCAGGGAGCCAGGGGAUGAAAGCACCCAGGAGCAAGAGAAGCCAAUGCUGCUCCGUGUAAGCAAGUUGUUGCAUGCACUUAAAGACGUUGACCCUGGUGACUGGCAGCAGUUUGUGAAGACCGGACUCAGAUUUCAGUACCAGGACCUCACCUUUUUGAAGACUCUGCUUGAUGCCAUGGAGCUCCUGUAUAGUCCAGAAAGCUCCGUACACAUGAAACUUGUCCAGCUCCCUGUGUUGCACAUGAUGCUCACACAGCACUCUCUGUUUCUGCCAACCAUGCUGACAUCUGAAGAAGUGGGCAAUGUGGACAGCCACGGAAAAGAAGCCCUGGUGGACCUGAUGUACUCAGUGGUGAAGUUGUGCCCUUCCGUCUGUGAGAACAGCCACUUUGCUGUGCUACUUGGGACCUACAGUGCCACCCUCAGUGUCUUGGACCAAAAGAUUUUACUUCUCCUUCGGGCAUAUGAACAGAACCACCUCAGUCUCAUCAGCUUCAGGGUUCUGCUAUGGGGCCCAGCAGCUAUUGAACAUCACAAGACAUGCCAAAGCCUAGGAAAGUCACUGUGGCAGCAGCCAAGGGUUGGGGACAUCCUCUGCCUGCUGGACCCUGACCGUACGAUGCGAACCAUCCUGCACUUCCCACAGCACCGGAGGCUGCUGCCCACUGAGGACUCAGGGGAGCCACUGAUGUUUAAAGAUAAUACUGUGAGAGUGGACCUCGACAGUCUCUAUGACCCCUGCUUUCUCCUCCAUCUCUGGGAAUUGACCAGACCAGUUGGAGUGUGUUCACCAUGUAUACUUCAGAUCUUGAAACCAGAGUAGCACAUGUACUGGAAGAUCAGCAAGUUUCUGCUAUCACAUGAGAACUUGAACAUGGACAAACUUCCAGGUUUCUACCAGUUCUUCUACAGCUCUGACUUCCAGCAAAAAACUGAACAAGAAUGGGUGCUGGGAAUUCUGCGUCAGCGGAUUAGAGACAAACAGUGCUAUGAGCUGUGCUCCAGGAGAGGGGUGUUCCACACCCUCCUGUCCUUCUUCAGCAGCCCCUUGUGUGACCAAGGGCCCAGGUGAGCAUCUCAGAAUUGGAUUUUGGAAAUUCUGCAGAAUGUUGCCCUCAUCACCAGAUCUGCCUAUGAAAUCAUACGUGACUAUAGCCUUUUAACAUGGAUCUUACACAUCCUUGAGAGUGGAUUUGUGGAGACUCAGCUGCUCUCCAAUGUCAUCUCCUUGCUACACACCCUGUGGGUGACCAACCUGGGCAGCAGAGAAGGGGAGCAGGGGAAGCAGCCACCUGGCCGGCCUGGCUCCCAAGAGUCCCAGAAGAUGCUGGCCCUGCACAUCGUCAAUGAGUUCCUGUAUGUCCUCAUCGCACUUACAAAGCACCUGAGGCCAUCCUUGACCUCUGCCCAGCUGAUCAGCUUCUUCUGGACACUGGAUUCUGUGCUGAGUUAUCGGGCCACCAUUCUAAAGACCUUCAAGGACAUGGGCCGAUUCACUGUGAACAAGGUGACACUUUCCACCAAAGAUGUCCUGGUCCUCCUGCAUAAGUGGAGCCUCAUUGAAAGAGACACAGAGCUCCAAGGAGCCCUGAAAGCCAUCAUUGAGCAGCACCAAGACAAGGACCUAAUGAAAAUGCUCAAGGAUAAGAACAAGCCUGUGACAGCCGCCCAUGCCAAGGGCCCACGAGACCGAAGGAAGAGGCAUGUAGAGGUGGAGGAGGCUGCUGAGCUCGGGCUGGAAGCAUGUAGUUUAGAGACAUGCAAGGACCUCCUGAGAGCCACACUGACUCACUGGGGUCCCGUUGUCUCCACCCCUGGCCCCACCCAGGAGUCUGUGUGCCAGGCUACCCCUGGGAGUAGGACACUGGGCUCUACGGAUGCUGCUGUUUCCUUGGUGGCCAGCUGGGUGUUGCGGUCGUUGGCUGACAGCCCCCUCAGCAGGGCAGAGGCCACAAGACUCCUUGACUGGCUCAAGAGCCACAUUUUGCCACACCCAGUGGUGGUAGCAGACCUUCUCAAGGACAGUGCUGUGAAGAGCGGCAUCUUGCGGCUCUAUAGUCGCCACUGCGGUGCCCAGGGCCUGGUAGGGCCAGCACAGGACGUGGCCUGCAAGUUCAGCGUUGUCAUGCUGUGGUUGUUGUAGGCCCAGGGCCCAGUAGAUGGUCCUUUCCACCCAGUGGUGGAGGCCCUGCUCCUGGAUUGCCUGGAUGAGAAGUAUGAAGCCAAGCGAGCUUCCACAGCAUUCCUGGUGUCUCUGUACAUUAAGGACAUCUGGCUGGGGGCCCAGCAGCCAGACACCUUCCUUGCUCAUGUCAGAAUGGUCUGUGAGGCUGCAAAGGAUGGGCCUCGUGAUGAGGCGGAGGACAUCGUUGUGCUCUGCAGGAGUAUCAGCUCAGAUGCUUGACUCACCCUGCUGACCAGCGCU